UUUAUUUUCACGUUUUUGACAGCAUGUAUUCUUUCUUCUGUUAGUAUAAUACAUAACAAUAAUUAUAUACAUACAUGCAGACAUGUGUAAUGCAUAUUUUACAUAUACAUAUAUAUAUAUAGUCAGUUUUAACCCGAGGUCUCCCUUGAUAUUAUGAGGCUAAGUUUAAGGUAGAGUAGGUAUUCAAAGCAGUUUCUUUGGAGUUUGCAUGCCCCAGCCUUCCCCUACUUCCCUGCCGUACUUCGUCCUGUUCCCUCUUCACACGUGGAAUUUGGAACUUCUAAAAUCUGCUCAGCGCUCAGCCAAAUAACGUAGCAGUGCAGCAGGUACCACGUUCCUGACUCCGGGGUCUGGUUUCGCGCCCGCACUUCUCUUCCGUGGGGAGGCGGGAGCCUCGGCACUCGCUGCCGGGCGCUAUCCCAGAGGGCCGGGCCGGGCCGGGCCCGAGGCCGCCCCUUCGCCCCUCGCCUGUCCAGUUCGCUGAAGGUUUCUGUCUGUUGUCGGGCUGGGCGCCGUGGGCCCCCCGUUUCCCGUCGGCCAGGAUUGAGGUGCUCGCGUUCUGUCGCCCGCAGGCUCCUGGCAGUGUGGGACGCACCGGGGAAAGGCGGACGGCGGCGCCGGCGGCCCCGAGGCGGCCCGGGCGGGCGGAGCCGUGCCCGGCGCUAGGACCCAGCAGGACGCGAGGCGGCUCUUCGGGCCGGAUCACAAAUUCGUCGUGACUCAGUCUCUGCUCGGCGCGGAGGCAGCGGGAACAGACAGCCAAGAUGGAGUACGAGUGGAAGCCUGACGAGCAGGGGCUCCAGCAGAUCCUGCAGCUGCUCAAGGAGUCCCAGUCCCCGGACACCACCACGCAGAGAGCCGUGCAACAAAAACUAGAACAACUUAAUCAGUAUCCAGAUUUCAACAACUACCUGAUUUUUGUUCUUACAAAGUUGAAGUCUGAAGAUGAGCCAACACGAUCUUUGAGUGGUCUUAUCUUGAAGAAUAAUGUAAAAGCGCAUUUUCACAACUUUCCAAAUGGGGUAACUGACUUCAUUAAAAGUGAAUGUCUGAACAACAUUGGUGAUUCCUCCCCCUUAAUUAGAGCUACUGUAGGCAUUCUGAUAACAACCAUUGCCUCAAAAGGAGAGUUACAGAAUUGGCCUGAACUCUUGCCAAAGCUUUGCAGCCUGUUGGAUUCUGAAGAUUACAAUACCUGUGAGGGCGCUUUUGGUGCUCUUCAGAAGAUAUGUGAAGAUUCUGCUGAAAUUUUGGAUAGUGAUGUGUUGGACCGGCCACUCAAUAUCAUGAUACCUAAAUUCUUGCAGUUCUUCAAGCACAGCAGUCCAAAAAUACGGUCUCAUGCAGUGGCAUGUGUCAAUCAAUUUAUCAUCAGCAGAACUCAAGCUCUUAUGUUGCACAUAGAUUCUUUUAUUGAGAAUCUUUUUGCACUGGCUGGUGAUGAGGAGCCUGAAGUACGCAAAAAUGUUUGCCGUGCUCUGGUAAUGUUGCUGGAAGUUCGGAUGGAUCGCCUGCUUCCUCAUAUGAUUAGUAUAGUUGAGUAUAUGCUUCAAAGGACCCAGGACCAAGAUGAAAAUGUGGCUUUGGAGGCAUGUGAAUUUUGGCUGACUUUGGCUGAACAGCCGAUUUGUAAAGAAGUAUUAUGUCGGCAUCUUACUAAGCUGAUACCUGUGCUGGUAAAUGGUAUGAAAUAUUCAGAAAUUGAUAUUAUUCUGUUGAAGGGGGAUGUUGAAGAAGAUGAAGCUAUUCCAGAUAGCGAGCAGGAUAUAAGGCCUCGUUUUCAUCGUUCGAAGACGGUGGCUCAGCAACAUGAAGAAGAUGGUAUUGAAGAUGAUGACGAUGAUGAUGAUGAACUUGAUGAUGAUGAUACUAUUUCUGACUGGAAUUUAAGGAAAUGUUCUGCUGCUGCUCUAGAUGUCCUAGCUAAUGUAUUUCGUGAUGAACUUCUGCCACACAUCUUGCCACUGUUGAAGGAAUUGCUUUUCCACCCGGAGUGGGUAGUUAAAGAAUCUGGUAUCCUUGUUCUUGGUGCAAUUGCUGAAGGCUGCAUGCAGGGUAUGAUUCCAUAUCUUCCAGAGCUAAUCCCUCACCUUAUUCAGUGCCUCUCUGACAAAAAGGCUCUUGUGCGCUCCAUUACAUGCUGGACUCUUAGUCGCUAUGCACACUGGGUAGUUAGUCAACCCCCAGACACAUACUUGAAGCCAUUAAUGACUGAGUUGCUAAAGCGUAUCCUGGAUAGCAACAAGAGAGUACAAGAAGCUGCCUGCAGUGCCUUUGCUACUCUAGAAGAGGAGGCUUGUACAGAACUUGUUCCUUAUCUUGCAUAUAUACUUGACACUUUGGUCUUCGCAUUUAGUAAAUACCAGCAUAAAAACCUGCUCAUUCUUUAUGAUGCUAUAGGAACCCUAGCAGAUUCUGUAGGACAUCAUCUAAAUAAACCAGAAUAUAUUCAGAUGCUAAUGCCUCCAUUAAUCCAGAAGUGGAACAUGCUGAAGGAUGAAGAUAAAGAUCUCUUCCCUUUAUUAGAGUGCCUGUCGUCAGUUGCUACUGCCUUGCAAUCUGGCUUUCUUCCAUACUGUGAACCUGUGUACCAGCGUUGUGUAAAUCUGGUGCAGAAGACACUUGCACAAGCCAUGUUGCAUAAUGCUCAGCCAGACCAGUAUGAGGCUCCAGAUAAAGAUUUCAUGAUUGUGGCUCUUGAUUUACUCAGUGGUUUAGCUGAAGGACUUGGAGGCAACAUUGAACAGCUAGUGGCUCGCAGCAAUAUCCUGACACUAAUGUAUCAGUGCAUGCAGGACAAAAUGCCUGAGGUACGGCAGAGUUCUUUUGCAUUGUUAGGUGAUCUGACAAAGGCAUGUUUUCAGCAUGUAAAACCUUGCAUCGCUGAUUUCAUGCCAAUUUUGGGAACCAACCUAAACCCUGAAUUCAUUUCUGUGUGUAACAAUGCCACCUGGGCAAUUGGAGAAAUCUCUAUCCAGAUGGGUAUAGAAAUGCAGCCUUAUAUUCCAAUGGUCUUGCACCAGCUUGUAGAAAUAAUUAACAGACCCAACACACCAAAGACGUUGUUAGAGAACACAGCAAUAACAAUUGGUCGUCUUGGUUACGUUUGUCCUCAAGAGGUGGCCCCCAUGCUACAGCAGUUUAUAAGACCCUGGUGCACCUCUCUGCGAAACAUAAGAGACAAUGAGGAAAAGGAUUCAGCAUUCCGUGGGAUAUGUACCAUGAUUACGGUCAACCCCAGUGGAGUAGUCCAAGACUUUAUUUUUUUUUGUGAUGCUGUUGCAUCAUGGAUUAGCCCAAAAGAUGAUCUUCGAGACAUGUUCUGUAAGAUUCUUCAUGGAUUUAAAAAUCAAGUUGGGGAUGAGAAUUGGAGGCGUUUCUCUGACCAGUUUCCUCUUCCCUUAAAAGAGCGCCUUGCAGCUUACUAUGGAGUUUAACCUCAUGCACUGUAGCUGCAGUCCCAUAAUUAGAGGUCCUUCAGUCUGGGAGACUAUGAGGGAGCCUCUGCACCCAGGGAAAAUGUUACCCUUUACUGGGGGGAAGGGUAAACCAGUAGGGAAUACAGUACAAUCCCAACCCUACUGGGAGGGGCGGGAGGGAGGUGUUGCCGUCACUGUAUUAAGUCGAUGUUGGGAAAUGUUUUAACAUCUGGAGCCUUUGUGGGUGGAAAUCUGUCUCCUAUUACACCUCUGCACUGGAUGUGAAGAAGAAAAAAAAAGAAUCUAGUCACAAAACAGCACAUUCUGGAAUAUUGUGGGGAUUUAUACUAAAAUAAGAAACCAUAUAAUUGAACCAUAGGGAUACGUAAAGAGGAAAAAUAUUUUGCGCACAAUAAAGGAAACCUAAGAAUGGGGGUCACAAACAGUAAAA
Molecule: messenger RNA, 3870 nt
Organism: Ficedula albicollis (Collared flycatcher)
Lineage: Eukaryota; Metazoa; Chordata; Aves; Passeriformes; Muscicapidae
Gene: TNPO1
Product: transportin 1
Exons: 25
Coding region: 765-3437 (890 amino acids)
Biological process (GO): protein import into nucleus
Cellular component (GO): nucleus; cytoplasm
Molecular function (GO): small GTPase binding; nuclear import signal receptor activity
Source: RefSeq, a predicted model, not a curated record